Molecule: messenger RNA, 2310 nt
Organism: Symbiodinium sp. CCMP2456
Lineage: Eukaryota; Dinophyceae; Suessiales; Symbiodiniaceae
Source: the annotation of a GenBank genome assembly
AUGCAUCCGGCCGGGGGCACGUCUGCCGAAGGCGACUGCUUCAGGCUGGAGGAUGUUGAAGUGGCGUACUUCCGUCGAAGAAUUGUGUACAAGAGAGCCGACACGCUGGGCGCUGGCGAGCCGUACACGUAUGGUUUACCGCCAGACUAUGUGCGAAUUGCGAUGGCCGUGGCGGUAAUGGCGUUUGCUGCGCAGAUGGUUUCGUAUACAGGCCGCGAAUGGGCCAUUCACAAGCAGGCAGGCCGUCCGAUACGGAGGGUUCCAUCCUUCUGGAACAACAUCUUCAAUGUUGCCAUGUGGCCGGCUGAGUGUCCUUUGCAGGAAUCGUGUGAUCUCAGCAUUCAGCUGAGGCUGUGCAUGUACUUGGCAGUGACAGUUGUCAUCGCGGGCCUUAUCCAGAUGCCGCAUGCCCAAGUGUUCCCUGCCGCUUUCGUCUGGCAUCUUCUGCUCCAACUCCCUACUCGUCUUAUAUUUUGCGGUGUAUGCUGGCCUCCAGAUUGCCAAGACUAUGGAUGUGGACUUCCGAGAAAGAGGCUCUUGGUUGUUUUGUGGGUCUUGAAUCGAAUCCUGCAGCUCCGCGCCGAAGUGACAGGCAUCGGGACUGACGAAGUCUCUCUGCUCGAAACCUUCCAGCGCGAGUCCGACCUGGCAGUCGUCUGCCGCCUGGCGCAUGAGCACCUGCUAGCGGAUGGCCCGGCGGGCCGCAACGAUGUGCUCAGGCGGCUGCCACGUGAUUUUCGCAGCGGCGCCAAUGAGAUCGUGAAAGAGGAUAUUCACACCAGCAUCGAGGUCCCACCACUGCUGUCCUCAAGCGGUGCGACCUUGUCCAUCAUCUUCCGAAAGUUGAUCACGUACCAGACCCAACAAGGCCAUCACCAGGCUCCAGGGCGCCUCAAGCGAUUGACGAGCUUCAGCACGGGGGAAGCCAACAACUGCGACAACUUCCACGCGAAGAGAGUUGUCUGCGAGCUGCUGAAAGCCUGGGCCUGUUGUAGCCAGGGCGCCGUCAGUGAUGAGGGCGUAGAUGCGCAGGAGGUGGAUCCAUACUUGAAUUAUCUACGACAUGUGAUGUACUACCAUGACCGAUGGUCUUCAAAGCUCUGGGGCUCUGACGCCUUCCUGGAGACUAUUGUCCAUGUCAUCCGCAAGCUGGAGGCAUUAAAACGAGACACAUCCGACAAGAGACAGAAGUACUUGAAAGUUCUGGAGCAGAUACACGACCAUACCAGUGAGCUUGCAGAGCAUGCCCUGAGAGUGACACUGCUCGCCAACACUGAGCAUCACAGCGAGUUUGAGGCCUUGGUCGCCAAAGAGGGCGCGCUGACUCUGAAAUCGCUAAGCCAAACUUUGGUGAGACACAGCACCAGCUUCUGGUGCACGGACUUCGGACAGGUGUUGUACUCUGCCUUGGUCCGAGCCGACCCACAGCGCUUCAAGCCAGUAGGUGUGGGAGAUGUGGGGGCGGCUGCCCGGACUUGGAGUCUCUGGACAGACGAGUUGGGGACCAUCAAGACAUACGAGUAUAGCUCUCCCGAGGAGGCGAGGCUCGUCCUGGAGCAGUGCCGCUGCUGCACCAUCCUCGUGGGUCCGGAGGGCAAGAUCCAGGAGAAAAGCUUCGCGUCCAGCACCAGCCAAGUGCUUUCCAAGGCUUCAAGCGGCAGUCAAUACUUUCGUCAAGCGUCUUGCUGUGCACAGCGACAGGUCCUCCAGGAAGGCAGCACCAUGCGAGAGCUCAAUCGCAGGGUAGACCAGAACAUCGGUUUGCAGCAAGCCGCUUUGGGAAUUGCGCCGCCGACACAGGUGACAGCCAUAGAAGAUUUUCUGGGUGACGGUGAAGCUUCAGCCGAUGCAGAGGCAGAGAAGCCAGACUUCUGGUAUGAAGCCGUGGAGAAGGUGCGGGAUGCAUGGGUGCAAGGCAAUGCCGAUCAAGCAGGAAUCGCGGAACCAUUUCGUGGCUGCAAGAAGGUCAAAUGGAUCGAGGGUGUGUUCGAAAAGGAAUCCAGGUCCUCGAAUUUUCCAACUAUCAUCCUCGAUCUUCCCAAAACGCUGUCAGAUCUCCUGUGCUGCUUCAAGCAGGUGAUGACCGCAGUGCGCUCCAUGAUCAGCGAAGGUGGCAGUAAGGAGGCACUGGCCGCUAUUUAUGCACUGCGACAGCGCAGCACCAUCACCGGGCAGCUGGAUGCAUGCAUGCAGAAGUUCCUCACCAGCGCGAAUCUUAUGCACGGUUUCUUUGAGCACCUCUUCUUCGAAGGUUUGGAGAACAACAAGAAGAUCAAGGGUCAGAGUGUCGCACUGCCACGAUUGAUGUAA